GGCUACUUGUCAAUGGGAGGUUUGCACACGUUAAACUCGAGAGGUCACAAGCAUGGCGCUGUCCGUGUUGAAAAUACACAUUGCAUUUAUGAGCCUGCUCAGUGAUUUUUGAAUGAACUUCGGAUUAAUUUCGGAGUUCAAUCUCCUAAAUUGUUAUAUUGCUGAAUAUAUUUAGAAGUUUUUGAACUAUGUCUAGUUCAAAUGUCUGGAGUCGCAGCAGAGCGAGAAUGAGGCUCUUCCCAGAGCUGUUGGCUCAGUGUUCAGGAGAGGCAGCUGCUUAUGGUAAAUGUGUGGCCUCCACAACCACUGGCAAACAGGAGCUGACCAAAAACAUGUGUGUCAAAGAAUUUGAGGCACUAAAAAGCUGCUUUCAAUCAGCUGCAAAAAAGGGAGUAAAGUGAAGAACAUCAUGAAUAUUAUAUAUCAUGUUGACAUGAGAUCAUUAUAAUUAGACACUUAAACUUUUCUGAAGAUGAAUAUCUAUGUCCUUUUUUAAUAGUAGCCUUUGUCAUUUCUCUCUCUUUGUAAAUAUACAUACAUAUAUAAUAAUGUGUUUCAGAUGGAUAAUUGUAUUGUGCAGAAAACCACAAUGAAGUGUCUUUUUGUAUUAAAAGUGAAAACAUAA
Molecule: messenger RNA, 625 nt
Organism: Carassius gibelio (silver crucian carp)
Lineage: Eukaryota; Metazoa; Chordata; Actinopteri; Cypriniformes; Cyprinidae
Gene: ndufaf8
Product: NADH:ubiquinone oxidoreductase complex assembly factor 8
Exons: 3
Coding region: 189-401 (70 amino acids)
Biological process (GO): mitochondrial respiratory chain complex I assembly
Cellular component (GO): mitochondrion
Source: RefSeq, a predicted model, not a curated record